UUGUAGUUGAAUAAUGUUUAUAAUGUUUUGUUAUAAACCAAUCAAAAUUUCGAUUAAUCGAUUAUGAUCCCACUAUCUUUAUUCGUUCUAAAAAUGAGUGAGUUAUCCAUCCGACCAGAACAGUUUCGUGGAAUAGUUGUGUUAUAAUUAGAAUUAGAAAACCUUCAUUAAAACUCCUUUUACAUUAAUACUAAAGAUGCAGAAUCCAAAUGAAGAUACUGAGUGGAAUGAUGUCCUUAGGGCUAAGGGAAUUAUUCCUCCAAAGGAGAAAGAAAUUACAGAAGAAACAAUUGUUGAAAUGUUAGAAAAUACUAUUGAUAAGAAAGUUAACCAAAAUGGCAAACAAUUAUCAGAAUUAAACUUGGAUGAAUUAGAUGAAUUAGAAGACUCAGAAGAUGAAGCUGUAUUAUUAGAGUAUCGAAACAAAAGAAUAGCUGAAUUGAAACAAUUAGCUAGUAAAACUAUAUUUGGUUCAGUUGGUGAAAUUUCUGGGCAGGACUAUGUACAAGAGGUGAACAAAGCUGGUAACGGAAUUUGGGUCGUUUUACAUUUAUACAAGCAAGGCAUUCCUUUAUGUGCUCUUCUGAAUCAACACAUGGCAGUGCUUUCCCAGAAGUUUAAAACAACAAAAUUUUUAAAGGCAAUAGCUACAACUUGUAUACCAAACUACCCUGAAAAAAAUUUACCCAGUAUAUUUAUCUACUUUGAGGGUGAAAUGAAAAAACAGUUUAUUGGACCCAUAGAGCUACGCGGUCCAAAUAUUUCUUAUGAUGAAUUUGAGUAUUUAAUUGGAAAAGUUGGUGCAGUCAAUACUGAUAUCACUGAUGAUCCCAGGCCAGUUGUUAAAGAUAAAUUAUUCAGUGAUUUGGCCGAUUCCAAUGACUGGUAAUCUUCUAUUAAUCAUUAAUCUGGUACAUAUGCAAACAAUUUUUUUUACAACAUGUUGGACUAUGAAGAAUACAAUUCUGAUUAAGAAAAAUCCUCAAUAAAAAAUAUCAUUAAAUAUAUUUAAGAAAAUGUAGAUACAAGAAUUGAAAAUGCAUUUACUGCUUUUGUUUUUAUCUGCAUUAUCUGUAGUUAAUAUAUACUCUAUAUAUUUAUUUAACAA
Ctenocephalides felis (cat flea) is the source of this 1108-nucleotide messenger RNA. It is a transcript of the gene viaf, whose product is annotated as viral IAP-associated factor homolog. Lineage: Eukaryota; Metazoa; Arthropoda; Insecta; Siphonaptera; Pulicidae. Bases 197 to 889 code for a protein of 230 amino acids. Gene Ontology annotation, biological process: protein folding. The record is from RefSeq and is a predicted model, not a curated record. Gene Ontology annotation, cellular component: cytoplasm. The transcript has 2 exons.